Bradysia coprophila is the source of this 714-nucleotide messenger RNA. RefSeq lists its product as uncharacterized. Lineage: Eukaryota; Metazoa; Arthropoda; Insecta; Diptera; Sciaridae. The record is from RefSeq and is a predicted model, not a curated record. Gene Ontology annotation, molecular function: lipase activity. Gene Ontology annotation, biological process: lipid catabolic process.
AUGAAAUCGUUAUUAAUUGUGCUGUUGUGCUAUUACGCUAAUCAAGCUGCUGGUUUUGAUGAAAGCGAUAUUGUGUUUUGCAUAUUUGCGCAGCAACCGCGAAAUAUUUCAUACAAAGACUUUAACUUGCUGCCUGAAACGGGAUUCAAUAAAAAGUUACCUACCAUUUUCGUCAUUCAUGGAUUUCAGUCGGGAUAUGCAUUGUUAGAGUCAUUUCGACAAGACUGGAGUGGUCUGGCGACAAAAAUGAAUCUGAUUGGAAUUGAUUGGUCAAAGGGAUCGUCAACUUGGAACUAUAAUACAGCCGUGUCACGAACCCCAACAGUUGGCAGUGCAGUGGGCCAGUUUAUCAUGUCGUCAAUCAGAAAUAAUCUCAUACCAGAUCCGCGUAUUAUUCAUGUCGUUGGCCAUAGUUUGGGGGCUCAUAUUGCGGGUUUUGUUGGGAAAUAUAUGGCUGCAAGUAUACCAUUUCCAGCAACAUUGGAGCAUAUUACUGCACUUGAUCCAGCUGGUCCAUUUAUUGGAAGUUAUGAUUGCUCCCGUCGACUAUGCGUCACUGAUGCUGCCUUCGUGGAAACCCUUCACACUAAUGGUGGAGCGCUCGGUAUGUGGGAAGCAAUCGGAUCUCUUGAUAUGUACUUGAAUGGUGGAAUAUCACAACCGGGUUGUUGGCUUCCAACGUGUUCUCAUUCAUUUUCACAUGAAUGGUAUCGA